This is a messenger RNA of Theileria parva strain Muguga, 567 nucleotides long. RefSeq lists its product as uncharacterized. Lineage: Eukaryota; Apicomplexa; Aconoidasida; Piroplasmida; Theileriidae. The coding region runs from base 100 to 540 and encodes 146 amino acids. The transcript is spliced from 2 exons. The record is from RefSeq and is a predicted model, not a curated record.
UUGGUGUUGGUACCACACAGGCAUAGUAGUGCUAAAGGAUUAGUUUUAGAAAUUCAAGUUGUACCAGGGUCCGAAACUUCAAUUAAUAUUUUCAGGCAAAUGUGCGCUUCAGUCAACAGAAAUAAACCCAGGGUGGGAUCGAGGAAUUCGUCGAGGAGGUCGAGUAUUUCGAGUACUCGUUCGGUGAGAUCGACUCGUGGUGAGGAGUUGGGGAAAUUACUAAACGAACGUACGAGACACUCCCAAAUCGCAGCCUUCAAUAAAGAUAAUCCACCCAAACACAUGAAUCUACGGGAGAAUAUGAACCUUCAAAUGAAUCUACCCAAGGAAAUUAAUGUACCCAAACAAAUGAAUCUACCCAAAGAAUUGAAUGUACGAGAAAAUGUACGUGAGAAUGUGCAGAGAACGCCGAGGGGAUUGAAGGAGCCUAUGAGGAAACCUGUUGACAAGCCUCUUGGCGCACAAAAAACCGUUAAGAAACUAAAGAAACCGUCACUAUUCUCGAGAUUACUCAACAAGGUCAAAUCACUCAUCCACUAACCACCCAAUAAUCUUAUCUUUUUGCAA